Messenger RNA from Baudoinia panamericana UAMH 10762, 1270 nucleotides. RefSeq lists its product as uncharacterized. Gene Ontology annotation, biological process: calcium-mediated signaling. Gene Ontology annotation, molecular function: nucleic acid binding; calcium-dependent protein serine/threonine phosphatase regulator activity. Lineage: Eukaryota; Fungi; Ascomycota; Dothideomycetes; Mycosphaerellales; Teratosphaeriaceae. Gene Ontology annotation, cellular component: cytoplasm; nucleus. The coding region runs from base 13 to 825 and encodes 270 amino acids. The record is from RefSeq and is a predicted model, not a curated record. The transcript has a single exon.
GCUAUUUCCAGAAUGGCUACGGACGCAAUGGACAUCUCCACGCCGCCAUCAACCACCUAUUCGCAAAGCCCAUCUUCUCCUGCGCGGAAGCGUCACUCUGCCAAUAUGUCCAUCGAUCUGUCGGAUCUGCCACCACUUUCACAGCCCACGCCACCAAGCAAUACGCUCCUUAUAACCAAUCUGGAAGCGCCGGAAAUAUUCACGGCAGCGAACCUUGACAGUAUACAACGAGCCAUCAACGAACAUGCUCCGUUGCAUACAUUCUCACCUCUCAAGAGCAUGCGGCGAAUCAUUUGCACCUUCUUCACCGUCGAAGAUGCGACGGAAAUCAGAAAGGUAUUGGACGGUGAGAAUGUCCUCGGCCACAGAGUGAGGGUGUACUUUGGUCACGCGACAAAGAUCGACGUUGCAGACGAGGAACGGUAUCUCCAGGCGCCAAAGAGUCAGAAGCUGUUCUUCAUCUCGCCACCACCUAGUCCGCCAAUGGGCUGGGAGAUGCGGAACGAGGAGCCACCGAACAAAGACGUGCAUGCGGAGGAUCUUGCGGCGGCUUUGCGGAAACUGCACGCUAGACCGGCGGCAGACGAAGCGCUCAAGCAAGACGAGGUCGGCAAUUUCCAGGCUUUGCCCAAGCUGCAAACACGACACCGUUCGGGCACUGGGACGAUUGUGUAUGAUCCUGAGGAUCACGGUCAUAGUCCGGCUUUACCGGCGAUUGCGGUGGAGGAUCUCAGCGACAGUCCUGGAGAUACGAGCCCAAUGGAUGGCGAAGGCGUAAAGUUCACCCGAACUUCCCGUCCACCGGUUGAGCUGAUGGAGCAUUGAGUGGAAUCUUUAGCGACGUAGCUCGGCAGCUUUCACCAUGUUGCGUCGGAAGCGGCAAAUAACCUUGAACGCAUUGCAUCCCGGAGGACCCCCAGUACCUUCCUCACUCUCUCACUUAUUUCCAACUGUGCGCAAGAUCCGUAUUCGACGUCAGUGCCGCUCUAUUCAAGAUGAGGCACAGCAUGCAGCGGUUGGCAGAGCACGAGCCACGGCUGCAGCAGAAUUUUCAAAUGCAUCCAAACGUUCAGAGCCCACGGUGCGCUUGCUCACAGAGGCAGUGACUGCGAUGAAUUCCACGAGCACAUCCGUCAUGCAGGUUAUCGUCACCAGCUACCUUGUCGGCACAGUGCAUACAUGUGCUUGUGGGUAACUGAGAUGUCCCACGGCUGGCAUCAAACACGCGUUGCAUCGCCAUGAUGACUCUGAUGCUUGCCGCAACGCGAAU